This is a messenger RNA of Scomber japonicus (chub mackerel), 3735 nucleotides long. RefSeq names its product desmoglein-2.1-like. The record is from RefSeq and is a predicted model, not a curated record. Gene Ontology annotation, molecular function: calcium ion binding. Gene Ontology annotation, cellular component: plasma membrane; desmosome. Lineage: Eukaryota; Metazoa; Chordata; Actinopteri; Scombriformes; Scombridae. Gene Ontology annotation, biological process: homophilic cell-cell adhesion. The transcript has 16 exons. The coding region runs from base 1 to 3735 and encodes 1244 amino acids.
AUGACUCGGGUUUCUUCACCCGUGUUUGUGUCACUGCUGCUGUUUUUGAUCCAGGCUGCUCUGUUGGAGGCCAACUCUGGGUCCUAUCUGAUAAGAAAAAAAAGAAUAUGGAUUCCUCCAUCAGUAAAGCUGAAAGAAAAUACAGACUACACUAAAGAGGUUGCCAAGGUUCAUUCAGACCUUACUAAUGGCAAAGGGAAUAUUGUCUACAGCCUGGAGGGUGUUGGUGCAAGCAAGUUUCCCUUCAAUGUGUUUGUAGUUGAAAGUAACACGGGACUGAUUCAUCUGAGGAAAAAGCUUGACAGGGAGGACAUCGCUUCAUACAACCUGACAAGUACUGCUAAAUACACUAAUGGUGUCAAGGCAGAGGAAGAUGUUUUGCUACGGUUCAAGGUUGAAGAUGAGAAUGACAACCCUCCAGUGUUUGGUGCCAUAAGCCCUGGGGCUGUAGAUGAGAACAGCCCUGCAGGGACGUCAGUUAUGAAAGUCGUUGCAACUGAUGCUGAUGAACCCGGGAAUAACAACUCUAAAAUAGCUUAUUCACUUGGGAGUCAGAAUCCACCUCAUGACAUGUUCUCCAUAACUAGUGAUGGAACCAUCUACGUCAAAAGUCCUGAGCUGGACAGAGAGGAAACAGAUCAGUACAUUCUGACGGUGAUAGGUCGAGACUUAGACGGUCAACCAGGGGGAAACACAGCAACCAGCACUGUUACCAUUAAUAUCCAAGAUGUGAAUGACAACCUUCCCACUCUCGAAAAUGAGAUGUAUGAGGGCAGCAUUGAGGAGAACACAGAGGGUGUGGAGGUGAUGAGAAUCAAAGCAGAGGACCUGGACGUGAAGAACACAGACAACUGGGAAGCCGUGUUUGAUAUUGUCAAAGGCAACGAGGCUGGGUACUUCAGCAUCAAAACAGACCCUAACACCAAUGAGGGUGUCCUUAUGCUUGACAAGGCUGUUGAUUAUGAGAAUGUGAAGAACCUUGACCUAGGACUAGCUGUGAGGAACAAGGCUCCACCACAUGAUGGAGGAUCAGGAGGCGGGGGAGGGGGAGGAGGAACAGGAGGAUCAGGAGGCGGAGGGGGACCAGGAGGGGGAGGAGGAUCAGGAGGAUCAGGAGGAGGUGGAGGAGGAUCAGGAGGCGGAGCAGGAGGGGGACCAGGUGGGGGAUCUGGUGGAACUAGUGGUGUCAGUGGUGGUGGUACGGGAGGUGGGUCCGGAGGAUCAUCAUGGCAAAGCGGGACCACAUUUAAAACUUAUCCAAUCAAAAUCAAUGUGAAGAACCAGCCUGAAGGGCCACGCUUUGACCCCAAAGUCAAAGCUAUUCCCAUCUCAGAGGGAGACACGUCCUUUAACAUUAAAAAUGUUAUUGCCCACUACCCUGCUAUAGAUGGAGACACAGGAGAGCCAGCUGAGAAUGUCAGGUAUGCCAAAGGUUCAGAUCCUGACAACUGGCUAAUCAUUGACCCAAAGACAGCUGAGAUCAAACUGAACAAGAUGCCUGACAGAGAAUCUCCAUUCCUAGUCAAUGGGACAUACUUUGCUGAAGUACUCUGCAUGACAGAAGACACACCUGCUAAAACAGCCACUGGCACUGUAGCCAUCCAGGUGGAAGAUUUUAAUGACCAGUGCCCCACCCUGACCAGUAAAAUCCACACCAUUUGUACCACGGAUGAUGCUGUUAUCGUCAGCGCUGAGGAUAAUGAUGCAUUCCCUAACGGACCUCCUUUACACUUUUCCAUUGUCCCAGAGGGCACUGAGGGCAAAUGGCAGGUUGAAUAUCUUAAUGACACUGCAGCUAUCUUGAGAUCCCAGGAGCCCCUGUGGCCUGGUGUGUACGAGGUGGAAUUUUUGGUGAAGGACAAUCAGGGAGAGGCCUGUCCAGAUCCACAAAAGAUGAAGGUCCAGGUCUGCACCUGUGAGGAUGGAGUGGAGUGUGGAAAACGAGGCGCCAGCGGUAAACUCAGCAAGGGAACAGCAGUGUUAGGCACUGCAGGCAUCGGCCUCAUACUACUAGGCUUGCUGCUGUUAUUACUCAUCCCUCUGCUGCUGCUCUUGUGCCAAUGUGGGGAUGCCGCCGGUCUGCCAGGGGGGUUUACUAAGAUGCCUUUCGACACUAAAUCACACCUCAUCAACUACCACACUGAGGGCCAAGGAGAGAACACGGAGGUGCCGCUACUUAACAUGCCAUCACCAGCGUAUGGAGAUAUGGUUCAGAGGGGUAUGGCAGCCAAAUCUUCUGCAAUGGCACCUAUGGCAGACUACGAUUUCCAGAAGUCGGUUACUUCCAUCGAUGGGAUAAAUGGGCACAUCAAUCCAGAUGGCCACAGAGAAGGAACAUGGGGGAUGAUGAACCAGAUGAGCUACAGCGGCUUCUACUCUGAGUUUGAAAGCAGAGAGGCAGGAGGUGGUGAAAUUUAUGAUGGCAUGGCUCUGCCAGACAACUUCCUGGGACAGUACUACUCUCAGAAGGCAUCCGGUCUAAGCGAGAGCCUUGGAGGGAAGGAUGGUCUGCUGGUGUACGACUUUGAAGGUCAGGGCUCCCCUGCUGGUUCAGUGGGCAGCUGCAGCCUCCUGGAGUCUGACAAUGACCUGCAGUUUCUCGACGACCUUGGACUAAAGUUCAAGACUCUGGCAGAGGUGUGUGGGGGCAAGAAGAUCCAAACUGAAGUCAAGCAGGUGUUCACUCCACUGCCCAGUGCCUCCAUCAAAACUCAAACCUCAGUAUCCAAGCUGCAGCCAACUGUCCCCAAAACAGAACAGACAGUGGUCACGGAGACAUCUCAGCAUUCUAAGGUGAAGAAAGAAAGCACAGCUACAUUGAGAGAAGGGAUGACCACAGUGAAGAAAGGGGUGGCAAAUCAAGGCCAGAUGCUCCUGCUACAGCAACAGCAGCCUGUCUUCUACACCACCACCCCUGUGAUGCAGCCAAUGCACUACGUAGUCCAGCCACAAGUUCAAAACACCAUGCUGCUGGCUGAGGCACCAGCUACCAACCUGCAGGGCAUGGUCCUAGUCAACGGAACCCAGACUGGACCUGCCCAAGGCAUGGUAGUUCAGGGGCAGACAGUGAUGUCCACUGGACAAGCCCAGGGCCCUGGCUUAGUGCUGGUUGAGAGGGGUGGGGUCCAAGGUGGUGGUGCCAACCUGAUCCAUGCCGGCAACCCCUCUGGCUUUCAGACCAUGAUGGUCGUGGAGGGCAAGGUCCCAGCAGGAUCAAUGCAAGUUCUUACAGGCAACCAGACCCAAGCUGUGCAGACGGGCACUCUACAGCCAGGAGGGCUUUCAGGAUCUCAGAGUGUCCUGGUGGUCCGUUCACCAACAAGCAGUGGAGGGCAGCUGGUCCAGGAAGCAGGAGGUCUGUUCCAGAAGAGCAAUGUUUUAGACUCCCAGAGAGUCCUCUACAGCCAGGAUAACAUGUCCCCUGGUUCUCUACAGCCAGCCACUCUACAGCCAGGAGAGCUUUUAGGAUCUCAGGGAGUCCUGUUGGUCGGUUCACCAACAAGCAAUGGAGGGCACCUGGUCCAGGAGGCAGGAGGUCUGUUCCAGAAGAGCAAUGUCUUUGACUGUCAAAGGGUACUCUGCAGCCAGGAUAACAUGUCCCCUGGUUCUCUACAGCCAGGAGAGCUUUCAGGAUCUCAGAGAGUCCUUGUGGUUGGUUCACCAACAAGCAGCGGAAGGCACCUGGUCCAGAAAGCAGGAGGUCUGUUCCAGAAGACCAAUGUCUCUAACUCUUAA